This is a messenger RNA of Magallana angulata, 3363 nucleotides long. RefSeq lists its product as uncharacterized. The record is from RefSeq and is a predicted model, not a curated record. Gene Ontology annotation, molecular function: protein binding. The transcript is spliced from 6 exons. Lineage: Eukaryota; Metazoa; Mollusca; Bivalvia; Ostreida; Ostreidae. Bases 304 to 2526 code for a protein of 740 amino acids.
GCUUUUAAUGAAGUCAUUCUUCUUCGUUAACGUUAAUGCAUCUCGAAGAUAAAUGGACGGACUCUAUUCCGAAGUAAUGGACAACACAAUCUGUCUUUUGGAUUAGCUGGGAGUCUUGUUUUACUUUUUUUUCACUUUAAAGUCAUUAAAAUAAAAAAGAAAAGAGUUAAAUUCACGCUGACAAUGACAAGGAACUUUGAGGAAAAAGACAACAGAGGACCGAUAUCCCGGUAGUGUAUCAUGAAUACAGAGGGACUUGGAGAAUUACUUGCCAACACCUGAACAGUUUUGCAAGUGUCGACAAUGAACCAUUUCCUCAAUUUCUUCAGCCUCUUUUCUAAUCUGAAUGGACCUAACAAUUUUCCUGGACCCCAUCCUCCGGGACUGCAGCAUAUGAGCCAUGUGCCAAUGGCUCCAACAUUAUCAUUGGGUGUGCCUUUCAGUGAAAUUGAAAGUAUUCUAGAUAGAGGCCGAGGAGGCCUUACAAUACCUCAUUCAAUUCGUAAUCAUUUCUUGGAUCAACAACCUGGAUUCAUGUUUCCAUUCCAACCUGUACCAAGUAUUCCUCUUCAAAAUCACCAACAGCAAGGAAUGAGUCCCGGUGUACCAGUGACUGAAAUAAUUAACAUUCUCAACAGAAUGCGAGCAAAUCCCAAUCAACCUCGUUUUGAGUCUGAGACUCGGGAUGGCCAAUCAUCAAACCAAAUAAACAACCAUUUAAGCUCUAAAAAUCCACCAAUUCCUCAGGAGCAUAUCCAUUCUCAGAGAAAAUCCAAGCAAGUAAAUGAUCAUUCGGAACAUGCUCAUUCUCAUGUUCAUACUGAAUCGCAAGACACACAGGCAAGGGAAAUUGAUUCUCGAAUUGCUUCGCAAGCUUUAUCGACUCAUUCAAAGGGUGCUUUUAAUGAGAAACAUACUCAUCACCGGUCUGAUUCAAAGAGUAUGACCUCUAAGCAUGUUGAACAUCUAAAUUCCAAAGGGGACCAUAGUGAUCAUAAUCACCUUGCAAAGUCUAAAGCAUCUUUAAUUGAAUCUAUACUGAAAGAUACGGAAGACAAGGACCAGGAAAAAACAACUACAUUGGAUCACGGUAGCAAGGCACUGAUAAAACGUUUUAAGGACCCUAUAGGCUUUCAUCAAAUUUUGAACGACAUGGAUGUCCAAAUUUCAUCAUUAAAAAAAUCUAUUGGAAAUUAUUUGACAAAUGUGACCAAUAGCUCAACACAGGUGGAACUGGAGAGUUCAGAACAAAUAGAUUCUCUGGAUUCAGAGACGUUACAAAAUGCUUCAGUGGAAUGUGGUAAAGCUUGCCCUACCCCUGUCGAGUGUUCUUUCGGAUUUCUUCAGGGGGUGUGCCCGAGGUGUGAAUGUGCUCCAGACCCUUGUGCAGACAACACCUGUUCAGCAAACCAACAGUGCAUUCGUUUGCCUGACGAAGAAUGCUCUGACAAAAACAGUUCGCUGUGUCCUCAGAUAUACAUUUGUGAAGAAAUAGGUUGUGGCUGUCCUAGCACCUGGGAGCCCGUCUGUGGCACAGAUAAAGACGCCUUUGUUCGAACGUAUAUCAACAACUGUACGCUGAAUUGUCACAAAGUUGAGAAAGUAUACGAUGGAGAGUGCUGGUCGUCAGAGGUUCCGGUUUUUUACUUCUCAUUUAACGACACAGACGAUGACGAUGUCAAUGAACGUAAGAAUAAAACAAGGGUGGCUGAUGAGCUUGACCCCGAUGAUAUUGUCUUUGAAAUAGUGAAUGAGACGGACGUUAAGCGUCCGGUGCCUGUUCAAUCAUUGGAUAUACCGUUAUCUGAUGGAGACAACAUCACUACACUCGAAACGACGGAUGUUCCACCUGCAAAAUCAAACGAAGAAACCACGACGCAACCGUUAUCAACAACGGAAGUACCAAUAGAAGCAACAAAAAUAGCAACAACAGCAACAAUAACAACCAUUUCUACUUCGUCGUCGUUAGACCCAGAUAUGAAACAGAACACACUCUAUAGUGCUGGGCGUGAUCACAAAGAAGACACUAAAGAUGUUGAUGCUGAUCUUCCGAAGAAAGGACUUUAUAGACACAAGAUUAGCUCAAACACCCCAAAACCUACGAAAAUUGAAACCACAGCCUAUUUGGAGAGCGGGCAUGCUAGCACUAUGCAUGGAAAGAAGAAAACUUCUGUGAAAAAAGUGAAAACAGACAAUAGUUUUAACGGUAGACUCGGGCUAUUGGAAAAUGCUAUUCCUACAAUCCCAAAAGAGCUGCUAUAUGAUAGACAGGUUCCAGGAUUUACGAGUAAACCAAGAUCUUCGACAAAACACACCCAUUCAGGGAAUCAAAGUAAGAAUGUGAAAUCCAAUCAUGAUUUGACAAGCAAAAAAGACUCUAAACAUUCUGGCAAUGGUGAGACAAACACAAAAGUGAAAAACGACGAUGACUUGAGGUUAGAGUCAGAUGAUGACUUUACUGGUCAAGACUUACCGAAAUUGUUUCAGAUUUUGAAUGAAUAUAACAAACCAUGGACACUACGAUGAAACAUAUUGCAUUUUUAGAUUUAUUAUUCAAUUAAUUGUUUAGAUGCAUUUCCUAAACAGUCUUUUGAAACAUAUUUGAUGCAUGAAAAAGUUGCACAGAAGAUGAGAAACGGGUUAUGCAUAUCUAUGGGAAGAGCUUGUGUGCAUGUUUCUCCCUUUUAUGACACAAUUGGAUAACAUGUGUCUAUCGGAAACUGUAUUUAUAUUUUUAUUCUCUGCUGCUGUGAAAACGAACUGUGCAACAUCUUCAUCCCAAUAAGCUAGUUACCAAAGUUUCAUUAACUUAUUUUCUGAUCUACCGUGGUAUAUCCAUCUGUUGAAUGACUCCAUAUACAACUGUUUUGCUGUAGUGUCAGCAAUUUACGCUGUCUUCGUUAUAAUCUUUGUAUUUUGUUGCGUAUAAAUGAAAUAUAAUCUUUCGGAACCAGAGAUUUAGAACCUUUCAUAAAGUUUUGAAGCCAAACAGAAUUUAAGUACCAUGGCGUGAGAGUUUAUGUGUGUGGUUGUCUGUGUGUGUGCGUGUGUUUGUAGAUGAAAUGACACCAAUCAUUAACCAUUAUUGGUCAUUGACAUCUACGUUAUUGGAUAUUUUAUAUGCAGCAAGAUAAUAGGAUAUUUCAAAUGUUAAUUCUGUUCAUAUCAGAUAUCUAUAUAUUUUUAAUUUCAUUAUUUAAAUCUUUGAACCCUCGGCCUUUUUAACAUGUAUUUAUUAUUUUUCAUACUUAUUAUAUGUAAGUCUAGAUCUAUAAUCCUAAUUUAUUUCUGCUUUCUCUAAAAACACAAUUGAUGUUGAUACGAACUUCCAUUGUUUGUAUAUAUGAAAAAUAAAAUAUUCAU